CGGAUUCAGCCUCGGGUUAGCUGUGCAAGGCCAGCGGGCUGCUCAUCUGACUGGAGUGCAUCGCUGCCCAGCAGCCUGAGCCUACAGGGUGUUUUUUUGGACAGUUGGGUUUCAAUGGCCACCUCAAGUAGCGAGAAGCAAGGACUGCUUAUACGGACAGUUCGUUUUUAUCUUGUGCGGAGUCGGCUUUGUAGUGGGAUGUUGAAAUAUGACACAAUGCCUGUUUGUUUGCAAUAGCUGCAACCCUCGUAGCAGAGAUUCAAGUGGGAAACAGAGGGGAAAUCCAGAGACAAGCCAGCGGGGGAAUUAGGAACUGUGACGCCGUGUCCUCUCUCCUGUGCCCGGAGCAAGCAAAGGAAAGAGAGGUAGAGGAAAAAAGACUGAGCCUUGCAACCGGCCAUCACCCUGACGAUGUGUCAGUCAAACACCCUGCAGGGACCAGAUCUGCACACAGGGAAAUGGUGAGAUGCUAUAAAGCUUUAUCUAACCCUCCACCCUCUUGCUACAACCUCCACAAAGUUAAAAUUCAUGUCCGGAGGCUGCGUUCAGGGAACGGCGGCAGCAGCAGCUGUGCCGGGGACCAGCAGUCACGACUGGAGAGCCCAGGCCCGGCCGGCUCUGCUGGUGGUACACCAAAUAGGAGAACUCGUUUCAGGUUGCAGUUUCCCCAGCUGGCCCUGAGGCGAAGGUUGGGCCAGCUGAGCUGUAUGUCUAGGCCUGCUCUGAAACUCCGUUCUUGGCCUCUGACUAUUCUCUAUUAUCUUCUGCCUUUCGGUGCUCUUAAACCCUUGACCAGAGUGGGAUGGAGGCCUAUGAGCAGGGUUGCCCUCUACAAAUCGGUACCAACUCGACUGCUCUCGCGAGCCUGGGGUCGCCUGAACCAGGUGGAGCUGCCUACAUGGCUCAGAAAGCCUGUGUACAGCCUGUACAUCUGGACAUUUGGAGUGAACAUGAAGGAGGCAGCUGUUGAAGAUCUGCAUCACUACAGAAACCUCAGCGAGUUCUUCCGCAGGAAGCUGAAACCACAAGCACGGCCUGUCUGCUGUUUGCACAGUGUGAUCAGUCCCUCUGAUGGAAAGAUCCUUAAUUUUGGACAAGUAAAAAAUUGUGAAGUGGAGCAAGUCAAAGGGGUUACUUAUUCUCUGGAAUCUUUCUUGGGACCUCGUGUCUGCACAGAGGAACUGCAGUUUAGCCACGGCCCAUCUGGUAACACUUUUCAGCAACAACUAGUCACAAAGGAGGGUAAUGAGCUCUAUCAUUGUGUCAUCUACCUUGCACCAGGGGAUUAUCACUGCUUCCACUCGCCCACUGACUGGAGAGUGUCACACCGACGUCACUUCCCAGGCUCUCUCAUGUCUGUGAAUCCUGGAGUUGCUCGUUGGAUCAAGGAACUGUUCUGCCACAAUGAACGGGUUGUCCUUACAGGUGACUGGAAAUAUGGCUUUUUCUCCUUAACAGCUGUAGGAGCAACAAAUGUGGGCUCCAUCCGCAUCUACUUCGACCGGGACUUGCAUACCAACAGUCCAAGUUACUCUAAAGGUUCCUACAAUGACUUCAGCUUCAUAUCCAACAACAACAAGGAGGGAAUCUCCAUGAGGAAAGGAGAACAUUUAGGGGAAUUUAACUUAGGCUCUACAAUCGUAUUAAUCUUUGAGGCACCCAAGGACUUCAAAUUCCACCUCAAAGCUGGACAAAAAAUCCGCUUUGGAGAAGCACUGGGCUCUCUAUGAAACUCUCCCCAAGAAGGCUUUCUAUACAAAGGGACUCUUAUCACACCACUGAGUGUUUCACUUUACAAGCAUGUUUCACUCAGCAGGACCUGGGUGAGGAAACGAAUGUCAUUGCUGUGUUGAACUUGAGAGUAUUUUGGCAGAAAGAGUUGAAUGACAAUGUAUGUAACAGGUACAGCUGCCUUUAGAGAUGUUGACCACGGAGGCUUUUGUCCUACCCGGUGCCUGUCAUGUUCUCCCCUCAAUGUGCCACAGGAUAAUUAAGUUCUUAGAGCCUGCAAGUCCUUUUUAAGCCUUCCUAGGCUGUGCAGGUGCAGUGGGGAAGGGUGGAUAUAGAGAUGAGCUGUAUUUAAAGGGACAGUGACAGGUUGAGUCAGACCUUGUACCGUAUAGCUGCAGUAUCUGUUUUUCAGACUGUGACUGAAUAAUGUGUUCUCAUAUUUAUUUUAUUCUAAGAUACUUUGCUGAAAGGCAGCCUGUAGAUGCACAAAAUGCCAAACACUUAAAUUGGCUGGUAUGGCUUCACAGUCCAAACUAAGCAAAAUGUACAACAGACAGCACCUGUACAAUACAUUCUACUCAUCCAGGUUUUCUAAAAUUUUAAUUCUUUUACCUGACAUUGUCCCUUUAGGAAUGGACUUUGCACUGUAUUUUAAACCUGAAAACACUGUGUCUACAUUCCAUAUGCUGAAACUGGUAAUCUUGGGAUUUUUUUUUUUUAAAACAAUUAGCAAAGUUGUGUGUCCUAUUCUUAAUCCAUGGUUUUAUUUUGCUAUUCCUAGGCUUUAAAGAUUGUGCUUGUAUGAGACAAUUCACCUUUUGGAUUAAGAGUUGGAAGACAGAAAGGAUGUUGUGUGAUGCAAUGAGAUGGCAGCCAAAAUAUUUUUACUUUCUGCUCUGUAUCUUCAUUGAUGCUUUGUCACUAAAUUUUUGAAAAAUGAAUUGUAUUUACAGAACAGUUUCAGAGACCAAUUUUUAUUUCAUGGAGUGAAAUGUCCUAUGCAGUGACUGUGUAUAAAAAUAUUCUGGAUCUAAGAAGCAAUCCCAGGUUGUCUCCCAAGUGCCACCCUGGCCCUCCUCUACUGGCAACAAUUUAAUCUUCUUCAAAAUACUAAAAUAGACCCCACACCAGCUCUGCCCUCUGCCCUCCUACUUAACACUAGGAAUGUGCUGGGGGCUGAAGGUUCUCUGCUGAAGCUUUGUAACUUCAUGUCAAGAAAAGUUCGAAUCUUAACACCUUGGAUCUGCCAAAUGUGGCACUAAGAGAAACUGGUGCCAAAGUGAAGAGGAAUUGAUUUUUACGCAAGGUAUCAAUUGUUUUUAGAGAAUAAACUGCUUCAGGUCCAGGCAUUCCCACAUUUAGAACUGAUGUUGCUGUCCAGAGCUUGUUGGAGUGGGCAUGCUUACGAAACCUGCCUUUCUGCUCUGAAAGAUUUUCCAUAUUUCUUUGCUUGAGCCUUGGGUGUUUUUCUGCUACUUCAAGAAGAUUGUAGGCUUUGACCAGCUCUGAUUUCCUAAAGAAAAACUUAUCUUGUUUGUAUGCACUGCAGAAAAUAGAAUAUAAUUUUGUUGUACAAAUGUCCAGUUUGCCAAGUCAAUUAUGUUUAGCUUGUCAUCAGGAAGGAAGGUAUGAUGAACUGCUUCCAAGUGAUGUAUCCCAGCCAUAACUCAGAUGAUGGUGGCUGUUUGGGUGACAAGCAGGAGAAAAUUCAUUUGGCUCUGAGAGUCAAUGUUUCCUCACAGAGGGAGGAAAGCUUGAAGUGGCUCUUAGCCACCUGUCUUGUUAAACUUACAGGCAUUAGCAAGUUUACUCCUGCAGCAGGAUGUUACCAUAUACAAGUUACAGAAACGUGCCCUUUUUUAAACCAUUGAGAGUCAGAAAUGACAAAGGCAAACAUCAACCCUAGAGGAUGAGUAGCCUUUUGCCUAAACUUGCAUGUUAAUGCUAGAAAGCUAAUCUGUUCCAGUGGAUGAGAGAAAAGACAACUGAAUCUCUUCCCCCCAUUUCCACUGAGGCCUAUGGCAUCCAGACACAGCCAAAGCAACUUUAAGCUUUAAUUUCUUCCUACUCAGCAUCAUCAUCCACAGUAUCUGAAGGUUACUGUUAGCCUAAUAACAGAGGACAGUUUACAUGAUGUUUGCUUCAUUUGAAAGCUAAGGAGAGGAUUCUGCAUCCAAGUGGCUGUUUUUGUGAUGGUCUUAAUACUGUGCAGAGCUGGCUGAUUAACAAACAUUAUUUGUAUGCAGUGGUCAGCAAUGCACCCUGGAAGUGAAAGGGAAGUUCCUAGAGGGUACUGAUAAUGCUGUGAAUUUCUCCUGCAUGGAGAAUCCAUUUAAUUCUUCAACUGUAUCAGUAGCACGGUAUUUUUGUAUGUCAAAGUGUAUGACUUACUGACAUUAACUCAUCUAAUUGCAAACAUUUUGAAAUAAAGUCUUAUCAGUGUUGCUUA
Messenger RNA from Apus apus (common swift), 4180 nucleotides. It is a transcript of the gene PISD, whose product is annotated as phosphatidylserine decarboxylase. Gene Ontology annotation, biological process: phosphatidylethanolamine biosynthetic process. NCBI's taxonomy places the organism in Eukaryota, Metazoa, Chordata, Aves, Apodiformes, Apodidae. The transcript is spliced from 7 exons. The coding region runs from base 459 to 1730 and encodes 423 amino acids. Gene Ontology annotation, molecular function: phosphatidylserine decarboxylase activity. Gene Ontology annotation, cellular component: mitochondrion. The record is from RefSeq and is a predicted model, not a curated record.